GCUAAAUGUGUUGUCUGCUAUGAAACACUUUGCAGGAGUUGACUGGAAAUUCUCUCACAGCGUCAAUCUACCUUGCUACUCCAGGCUGCGUGCAGCUCCCACUUUCUCCCUUUGAGCGGAUUGUCGAAUAACAGUGCUUUAGGAUGCUGGAGCGAGGCAGUAGCGUAUCAUCAGGACCACAAGUCAGAGUGGGAUGGAGACACUGAGUGAGAUGUAAAUGGAGAAGCAGCAGUGUCACCAAGUGAAAUUGGACGCCCAUAUGAUUUUAAAGUGCUUUGCAUUAAAACACAAACAGCAUCACUUCUUUCUGAAGUAAUCCAUUACUGACAAUUAAUGUCAAACUGCACGCUGGAGCAGCUUCAUGCUGCCUUGCUGGGUGAAACAUUGCUAAUGGAAAGAAAGCCUUAUAAGAUCCAGCUGGUCAAAACACACCUAAAUGCAGCAUAAUGCCUUCAAAAGUGUCAUGUUUAUAUCUGUUGACAGUGGUCUGCUGGGCGAGCGCUCUGUGGUACUUGAGUAUAUCUCGCCCAACGUCCACUUAUGUUGGCCACAUGUCUGUGCCUAUGCGUAAGACUGCAAAAACCCCAAAAAACAUCACCUUCACCAACAUUCACACCCGCACCCUUAACCCGCAUGCCUUUGAAUUUGUCAUCAAUGAGCCGAAGAAGUGCGAAAGUGCCGCUCCCUUCCUGGUCAUCCUCAUCAGCACCACGCACAAGGAGUUUGAUGCGCGGCAGGCCAUCAGGGAGACCUGGGGGGAUGAGAGCACAUUCACCGACAUCCGCAUCCUCACCAUCUUUCUGCUGGGCAGGAACACGGACCCCGUCCUGAACCAGAUGGUGGAGCAGGAGAGCCAGAUCUUCCAUGACAUUGUGGUGGAGAACUUUAUUGAUUCUUACCACAACCUCACCCUCAAGACCAUGAUGGGCAUGCGCUGGGUAGCUACCUUCUGCCCCAAAGCACAGUAUGUCAUGAAGACGGACAGCGACAUCUUUGUCAACAUGGACAAUCUAAUCUACAAGCUCCUGAAGCCCACCACCAAGCCAAGACGGAGAUAUUUUACUGGCUAUGUUAUAAACGGCGGUCCCAUAAGGGAUAUGCGCAGUAAGUGGUACAUGUCUAGGGACUUGUAUCCUGACAGUAAAUACCCACCGUUCUGCUCGGGCACUGGCUAUGUGUUCUCAGCAGACGUUGCAGACCUAAUCUUCAAGACUUCAUUGCACACGAGACUGUUGCACCUGGAGGAUGUGUAUGUGGGACUGUGUUUGCGUAAGCUGGGUAUACACCCAUAUCAGAACAGUGGUUUUAAUCACUGGAAAAUGGCCUACAGUCUGUGCAGGUACAGACGGGUCAUUACCGUGCACCAGAUCUCCCCUGAGGAGAUGCACCGCAUUUGGAACGACAUGUCCAGCAAGAAGCACCUGCGAUGUUAGAGGACAUGAGGCCCACUGGACAACUCUUUUUUUAUUUCUUUUUCUUUUGCCUUUUUCUCCUUUUCAGACUUCAUCACACUGAGUAAUGUAAAAAUAUUGAGGGCUGCUGCAAGUCUUACAUCAUGACACGUUUUCAUUAACAUCCAUCUAUGUCUAUUUCUGCUGAUUACGCCUCAUGAUUGUUAAUGAAUGCACGAGGCUUGUAAAGCGCAUAUUCUCAUGCAUAAUUAAAAUGUGGUGUUUGUUACUGAAAGUAAUUUUGUUCAUGUAUUCCAUGUAUACAUCUAAGCAGAAUAUUCUUCAUCAUAAGCAUUAAGUCAAUCAGUAUUAAAGGAUCAGUGUGUAGGAUUUAGGGGCAUCUAGUGGUGAGGAUUGCAGAUUACAAACAACUGAAGCUUUUCCCAUGUGCGUGAACUCCUGGUUAGUAUUUCUUCCGUGUUCAUUGCUGAGGUCGUUUUUACCAGGAGCCAAACUGUCCUCUCCAAAACUAAUGUACCAGAGGUCUCAUUUAUCAACAGUGCACAUAAACAUUACACAUACAAAAUGAGCCCCGAAAGAGGCAUACGCCACUUCCCAUGCAAAAGUUCAUUCAUUCAUUCAUUCAUUCAUCUUCUAACCGCUUCAUCCUCUUGAGGGUCGCAGGGGGGCUGGAGCCUAUCCCAGCUGACAUCGUGCGAGAGGCAGGGUACACCCUGGACAGGUCGCCAGACUAUCGCAGGGCUGACACAUAGAGACAGACAACCAUUCACGCUCACCCAUGCAAAAGUUGUGAUCUAUAAAAACAGACAUGAUGGGAGAAACUUUUACCCAUGCUUCUCUCUGAUAACUUAAGAUUCAGACAUUCAUGAGGUUUCUACCAGGAGCAGAAUUAUCCCCAGAGGUGUCUUCCUCUACAAAACUAACUCACCAGGUGAUUAAAACCAGUAAACAUACUAUAUAAAGCAGUGUCAUAUUAAAAAUCAGUGUUCCUCCAACGCUGUUCUGUUCGUCACAAGCAGGCCACUAGACUGAGCACCUGCUUAUGUACGCUCACCUUUUUGCUCUGAUAACUUAAGAUUCAGUCAUCCAGGAGGUUUCUGUCAGGAGCCGAAUCAUCCAUGGUGGUCUCUAACUCUCCAAAACAAACAAACCUGGUGAUUUAAACCAAUGAAAACACUGUAUAAAGCAGUUUCACGUUCCAAAUCAGUGUUUUUCCGAUGCUGUUCGGUUCAUCACCUGCUAAGCACCUGCUGAUAUGCGCUCACCUUUUUUCCUUGAUAACUUAAGAUUCAGACAUUCAGGAGGUUUCUACCAUGAGCCGAAUUAUCCACAGUGGUCUCUUCCUCUCCAAAUCAAACAAACCUGGUGAUUUAAACCAGUAAAAACACGGAAUAAAGCAGUUUCACAUCAAAAAUCAGAGCUUUUUCUAUGCUGUUUGGCUCAUUAUGGAGGGGCUCUUAACUACAGUUGCUGAUGCAAAAACACGUAACAUAAAUGGCCUUAUCUAGAGCCAGCAUUAGGUUGUCCGUCCUGGGCUACCUGAGAAACAUGGCAAUUGGAAGUGGAGGACUCCAUGAAGGAGGACUGGCUCCGUGUGCACAUAUAAAUGGUUCAUUCUAAGGUAACAAAAACACAAUUCUUAUUUAUUCUUCUUAGAUUUUAAUUAUAUACACUAAAGGAGACAGAGUUAUUGUAUUAUAUUCCAUUUCUGCCAAUAAUGCCCCUAAAUCAUACACACUGGACCUUUUAGUCAAUCAGCACUAAGCAUUAAGUAGUGUGGCCUAAAGGUUAGAGAGAGUGUUUCAACCAGACGACCUUGUUUCAAGCUCUCACUCACUCAACCGUCUGCCCUGCUAAAGUGUCCUUGAGCAAGACACUUGAUCUCUACCAGCUGCAUGGCUGCUGACUUAGCACCCUUAUCUUCCUGCAGGAGAGCGAGCCAAAAGAGAACUCCUCUGCAGGAAUCAAUAAAGUAUUAAAUUACUACGUUAUAUCUAUAAUAUUCUACAUUUUAAAAGUAACAUUAACAAAUGAAAGAAGAGCUCCUGAACAGUGGGAGCGCAAAUAGUCAAUAUAUCUAACAAAAAAAUAGGUCGUCUGUCGAGGUAAAACUACAUUUACACUCAUGCUGCUCUUCCCUUUCUUCUUUAUCAUGAACACAGUCGGAUAGAAAGCUGAAAAUAAGCCGCAGUGUAUUAUCAGUCUCUGAACAGACCGAGUUGAGAGAUAUAUUUCAGUAAAUCAUCUUUCUCUUGCAUUGGUAAAAAUGAAACCAUGUAGCUGAAUUCACUGGCUGCUCUUUUUUUUUUUUUUUUUUAACAGAUUUGCCUGUUUCUGUUUACAUAUUGUUAUAAUUUCACUGCCUCUUCUCUCUGAACAAGUCAAAUGUAUAUUUUGGUUUUUAGAUGCGUUCUGUUUUUUCUGCUCUUUGACAUUUUUAUACUUGAGGUAAUUGUGUGUCUCAGCUACCAGCUCCUCAUUACUCCAGCUGCUGCUCUUGGUUAUGUAUGCUGUACGUCAGCAGCUAUUUCAGCUCAUCGCCUCCUCCACAUAUCAAGAGAAAUACAGCAUCAUGUCGUGCAAGUAUGAGUUUAACUGUAGCUAAGACCAUUACAGAUUGGAUGUAUCGUCAAAUGUAUCUGGCAUAUCAGUGAUUACUAAAGCACUGCUACUGACAUCAUGGGAAAAAAUGUGUUUCUCAGAAAAAUGUGGCUUUCAUGGCCAAAUUUCAUUUCUCUUCUUUUUUUGUUUCCAAAGGUUUUGUAGUAUUAUAAGCUGACGUGACAUUUACUGUGAAAGCAUCUAUCCCACAAGGGG
Messenger RNA from Epinephelus fuscoguttatus (brown-marbled grouper), 4229 nucleotides. It is a transcript of the gene b3galt1b, whose product is annotated as UDP-Gal:betaGlcNAc beta 1,3-galactosyltransferase, polypeptide 1b. Gene Ontology annotation, cellular component: membrane. NCBI's taxonomy places the organism in Eukaryota, Metazoa, Chordata, Actinopteri, Perciformes, Serranidae. The record is from RefSeq and is a predicted model, not a curated record. Gene Ontology annotation, molecular function: N-acetyl-beta-D-glucosaminide beta-(1,3)-galactosyltransferase activity. The coding region runs from base 447 to 1433 and encodes 328 amino acids. The transcript has 3 exons.